Messenger RNA from Mizuhopecten yessoensis (Yesso scallop), 1289 nucleotides. Its product is annotated as lens fiber major intrinsic protein-like. The transcript is spliced from 3 exons. Bases 253 to 1245 code for a protein of 330 amino acids. Gene Ontology annotation, molecular function: water channel activity. The record is from RefSeq and is a predicted model, not a curated record. NCBI's taxonomy places the organism in Eukaryota, Metazoa, Mollusca, Bivalvia, Pectinida, Pectinidae. Gene Ontology annotation, cellular component: plasma membrane. Gene Ontology annotation, biological process: transmembrane transport.
UCUGCGUGAAUCGUAUGUCACCACGUACAGGAAGGUAUUAAUCUAUAGAAGAUAUUGUAUGUCUGGGACGUGAAUGUUUAUAAGUUUGCAAAGAAAUGUCAGGUUUUGUUAUUUUGGGUUGCUUCAAACGUAUAUGACCGAUAUCGUAUUGGCUGACAUUGCCUAUUAAUUGCACAGUGAAAUCUCUCGGUGACUGUGCAGUUCACAGAGUAGUGUAGCGAUAAUUUUAUAACGUUUUAGUGUUUCUGUAUAAUGACAUACAUAAGAAACUUUCUUAAGAGAGAGUGUGAUGACUUGAAGUCCCCGGAUUUAUGGCGUGCGAUGUGUGCAGAAUGGCUGGGACUUACUUUCGUGACCCUAUUUGCGACAGGGACAGGGUUGUACCACAAGGAGAACCCUUCAUCAGCACCAUCUAGUGUCAACAUUGCCCUUGAAGCUGGGUUUAUGAUCGGUUGCCUAGUAACGGUUUUUGGAACUAUUAGUGGCGGUCAUGUCAACCCUAGCAUCACGAUGGGAUUUGCCGUUACUAGGGAAAUAACGCUUGUCCGGUCAGUUUUAUACAUUGCGGCUCAAAGUUUUGGGGGCAUCUGUGGCGCUGGACUAUUGUACGUGUUGACCCCACCAGGUAUGCAUCACGGCUCGUUAGGACUGAUCAUGCCAGGGAAGGAUGUGACGGACAUGCAAGCGCUGGGUGCAGAGGCUGUCAUCGGAUUCUUCCUCCUGUUCGGGACGUUCGCAGUGAUUGACAAAGGACGGAACGACCUUCAGGGGUCAGUUCCUUUGAUGAUCGGACUCAUGGUGUCUAUCAAUGUCUUUUUUGCGUUCAAUAUAUCCGGUGGUUGCAUGAAUCCAGCUCGAAACUUUGGACCAGCCGUCAUCACCGGCAAACUAGACAAAAUAUGGUUGUACUGGGCGGGUCCCCUGGUCGGAGGGGCGUUUGGAGCUCUACUCUAUGACAAGAUAUUCUCCACCAAGGCAUGUCGAUGGUGCCUGGGAGGGUGCGGUCCUUUCCCCUCCCCCGGGGACGAGGAAAAUAAAGGAAACGAAAAAAAGGAGGAAUCAAACGUUACGGAAUUCCGGACCGAAGAAAUGAAAGAUAAUGUGUAUGGUAACAGACCGGAAUUCCGGACUGUAGAAAUGAAAGACAAUGUGUAUGGUAACAGACCGGAAUUCCGGACUGUAGAAAUGACAGACAAUGUGUAUGGUAACGGACCGUCGGACAAAAUAGAGACCAUACGACUGUAGACCGAGAAAAUAUAAAAGUGAUAAAUUUAUCUAUAAAACCUCAA